AUGACAUCCCAGCAAGAACAACCUACCAAUAUGGCCUCCAAGCAAGAACAACCUGCGACACUGACAUCCCAGCAAGAACAGCCUGCCAACAUGGUGCCCCGGCAGGAACGACCUACCAACAUGACCCCCCAGCAAGAACAAUUUACCCCUGUGACCCUUCUGGAAGAACUUCGCGCCAAUUCAGUCCCCUGCACAAACACGGAAGACUUGAGCAAUGCACCUUUUGCGUUCGGCCGUCUUCCCCACGACCAGGAGAGGGAGGCAGCAGCGGCACCACCUCGUCGCGAGACAUCUCGGUUUUCUGGACUCCGCCAGCAAAACCCGUCAAUCAUCAACCAGGUGCUUCUUCCGCAGCCUGAUUUUUUUCUUGCUCCCUCAGACGACGAGGAGGUCUCCAGCGUUGUCCUGGAACAAGAAAACGGCCUUGGGCGUCUCCAGCUUGCCGACUUUGCCCUCGUCUCGUUACGGAUACACCUCCACAUAGUUUUCGAAUGUCCGCCUGCCUCCUUCUCCCACCACGACAUCCAUGAACCUCUCGAGCCAGCCAUCCAGGGCACCUACUCGGCAUAUCAUCAUAGCCCUCAUUUUUUUGUACCAGGCUCGGCACCACAGCAUGAGGAUAUCCCGAGCACCCACUCAGAGGUGGACUAUGUUACCCAAACGCCCUUUUUCAGUCCCUUUGUCCAUGGCGUUCAUGGGCCCGGUGUUCCUAUUUCGGCUGGAGAACUGGAGCUUAUUAAUGACUGGGCAGAAUACGACCCGCCCGGCUCAUACUGGCCUACAGAAAGAGAGAAGGCAAUGGCCGCACAGGAAGAAGCACGUGCAGAGGCAGACGAAGUCCUGGGGCUGGUCAGCGCAAUUCAUGAUUGCAUCAACUCAGAGCAUCUGAAUCUGUAG
Cordyceps militaris CM01 is the source of this 897-nucleotide messenger RNA. RefSeq lists its product as uncharacterized. The record is from RefSeq and is a predicted model, not a curated record. NCBI's taxonomy places the organism in Eukaryota, Fungi, Ascomycota, Sordariomycetes, Hypocreales, Cordycipitaceae. The coding region runs from base 1 to 897 and encodes 298 amino acids. The transcript has a single exon.